AUGCUUUCUGAAGUUAAUACAAACCUUCCAAUGCAUAUGAUUAUUAGAGGUAAUCAUGUUCCACAAAGCAUUAUUCAACAAAUUACUACACCAUCCCGAAUUAACCUAAGUCAUGAAGCACGUGAUCUGGCAAUUAUAAGCCAUCGAGCUGACAAAUAUACAACAAAAGAAAUCAAAAUGAAGCUUCUUGCAUCAUACAAUGGU
Racocetra persica is the source of this 204-nucleotide messenger RNA. The record is from the annotation of a GenBank genome assembly. Lineage: Eukaryota; Fungi; Glomeromycota; Glomeromycetes; Diversisporales; Gigasporaceae.